This is a messenger RNA of Adineta steineri, 1422 nucleotides long. NCBI's taxonomy places the organism in Eukaryota, Metazoa, Rotifera, Eurotatoria, Adinetida, Adinetidae. The record is from the annotation of a GenBank genome assembly.
AUGAAUACAGAAGAAAAUCAGGAAUUAAAUUCUGGAAUAAUAAGAAGAUUUCUUGGAAAGAAACGGUUAGUGUGGAUUAUUGUUGGCAUCGUAGCUAUUGUAACAGUUGCAAUAGUUGUUAUUCCAACAACUCUUAUUUUGACAAAAAAGAAAAUUACAACAACAGAAGUCAAAUCAACAAUAAUACCAACAGCAACAUCAACAACAAUACCGACAACAAUAUCGACAAAAACAUCAACAACAAUAUCAACAAGAACAUCAACAGCAAUAUCAACAACAAUAUCAACAAUAAUAACAACAAAAACAUCGACAGCAACAUCAACAGCAACAUCAACAGUAAUACCAACUACAACAUCAACAACAAUAUCAACUACAACAUCAGUACAUCGCCCUUUUUACAAAAAUUGGUUUCGAACAAGUAGUAUGAAAGAUCCACGAAUAGCUCAUACGGCAACUGUAUUAAAGAACGGAAAAGUUUUAGUUGCUGGUGGUUACUUUGAUGUUAUUGACUAUGGUAUUAGCAGUGCAGAAUUAUACGAUCUAUCAACAGCAACAUGGACACGUAUCAGAUCUAUGAAUCAUGGACGAUGUCGGCACUCAGCAACUCUAUUACCUGAUGGAAAAGUGUUAGUUGCUGGUGGAUUGACUGAUCAUGAUACACCUACGAAUACUGUAGAAUGGUAUGAUCCACCACAUGAAAUAUGGAUCAAAACUGGUAGUAUGAAUAUUGAAAGACAUCAGCAUACCACAUCUAUACUACAAGAUGGAAUGGUAUUAGUUGCUGGUGGAUUCACUACGAAUCGUAUUGCACUUAAUAGUGCUGAGUUAUAUAAUUCAUCGACUGGAAAAUGGACACCAAUUGAUAAUAUGAAAGUGGCCCGAAGAUUCCACCAUGCAUCUACAUUAGAAAACAGAAAAAUAUUGGUAACUGGUGGGUUUAGCAAUACUACUCAUGCAUUAGAUGCUGCUGAAUUAUACGAUCCAUUGACAAAAUCAUGGACAAUUACUGGAACUAUGCAUUAUGCACGAGCCGGGCACACAGCAUCCGUCUUAGCCAAUGGAAAGGUAUUAGUUACUGGUGGACAGUCAAAUGAUCCUCAUAAUAAGAUAUUACGUAGUGCGGAGUUGUAUGAUUCAAAAACAGGAAAUUGGACAAUUAUUGAACCUUUAAAUAUUGAAAGAACGACUCAUGCAGCAUCUGUUUUAGACAAUGGAAGUGUAUUAGUAUCUGGUGGAACAGUAGGAACUUUCAAAGAUGAUAAUAGUUCAGAAGUCUAUGAUCCAUUAACAGAGAAAUGGUAUAUAAGCGGUGAUAUGAACUGCGUGAGAGGUCAACAUCUAUUAUCUGUUUUAUCAAAUGGAACAGUAUUAGUUACUGGUGGAGAAGCCAGGAUACGUACAUGCCCUGCAGAACUAUAUUAA